This is a messenger RNA of Heteronotia binoei (common prickly gecko), 3251 nucleotides long. It is a transcript of the gene SMYD4, whose product is annotated as SET and MYND domain containing 4. The record is from RefSeq and is a predicted model, not a curated record. NCBI's taxonomy places the organism in Eukaryota, Metazoa, Chordata, Lepidosauria, Squamata, Gekkonidae. Bases 32 to 2437 code for a protein of 801 amino acids. The transcript has 10 exons. Gene Ontology annotation, molecular function: protein binding.
GAAUGAUUCCUCCCUUGCUCUCUGGCUUAUCAUGGACCUGCCUAUGGAAAAAUGGCAGUCUUACGUUAAGCAGAAAUGGACUUUGCUGGGGCCCACCAUGAAGGAGAAGUUGUGCUCUGCCUUGACGCUCCAGGAUCGCUUUCUUCUGGUCUCCUCUUUGUUCCAGCCUGAGGAUGAAGAGUAUUUGCAUCACCUGGCCAGGAACUACUGUGUGAAGAAAGAUCCUAGAAUGGCACUGCUCUAUAAAGCAGAAGGGAAUGAGAGAUUUCAGAAGAAGCAGUACCAAAUGGCAGGGAUGCUUUAUUCCAAGGCGUUGUCCCACACAGAGGUCAGCACUCCAGAAAGGGCAGUGUGUUACGCCAACCGCUCAGCAGCCCUUUUUCACCUGGACGAGUUUGAGGUGUGUCUGGAAGACAUUGGGAGGGCUCUGGCAGAGGGCUACCCACAGAGAUUGCACCCUAAGAUCUUGCUGCGGAAAGUGGAAUGCCUCCUUUGUCUAGGGAGGUCCCAGGAAGGGGCUGAAGUGCUCUCCGGUUUGGAGAGUGAAAUGUCUGAGGAUCAAAGUCCAGCUCCUGACAGCCACCAGGGGCUGCUCAGUAAACUCAGGCAGCUGAAAGCGAAAGCCUGCAAGGACAACAGCGCCUUUGUCCGUCAGCCCACCAUGCCCAGUAGUGCCCAGGAGGUCCUUGAGCCCUGGGAGGAAAACAGCAGGAUUUCAUGUGCCUCCGCAGCAGUGUGCUUGAGAGUCUCCCCGGGCAAAGGGCGCCACUUGGUUGCUGCCAGGGAUAUUCUGCCUGGGGAAGUCUUAGUGAGGGAGGAGGCAUUUGUGAGCGUCCUGCUCCCAGGAGAAAGCCUCUUACUCCAAGGCAGCGCUGAGGCAGCAAUGGAUGAGCCACUUGACAACGAAGAUCUUCACUGCCACCAUUGCUUAAGGCAGUUGCUGACUUCCAUUCCUUGCCAGGGCUGCAGUUAUGCCAAGUACUGUAGCCAGAUGUGUGCACAGCUGGCAUGGGAGAAUUACCACCAGAGAGAAUGCUCCCUUGGGGGACUUCUUCUCACGCUGGGAGUUUUCUGCCACGUGGCCUUUCGAGCUAUUCUGGUGGCCGGUUUUGCCGAGAUUUGUACUUUAGCCGGGCAGUCACAUGGAGAGAACUCAGGUGAGGCGAACGCUGCCAAAGCCUCAACUUCCAAGGAGCAGGACUCGGCCUCCUCCGUGUCUGGUUGUGACGCUGAAGGGCAGUACCGCAGCUCCUACCGAGCCAUCUUCAGCCUUCUGUCUCACGCUAAAAAGCAUAGUCCGGAAUUCCUGUUCCUCUGCAGCCUGAGUGUAGCAGCCUUGUGCAAGAGACUUGGAGAGUCCAGCCUGGCAGCUCUGGUUUGGGAAAAGAGUCCACCUGAGAGCCAGGAAGGAGCAACACCUGCUGAGGCAUCUCCUGAGCUGGAGAUCUUGGGGGAGGCCAUGCUGAAACAUGUGUUGCAGCUACGGUGCAAUGCACAGGCCAUCACUACGGUGCGGAAGUCAGGAUCUGGAGAUAAACUGGUUACUAGCAAGAAGCAGGUACGCUUGGCUGUGGCACUCUUCCCCGUGGUCAGCCUACUGAACCAUUCCUGUGACCCAAACAUCACCGUGACUUUUAGCAGCAGCACCGCUGAGAUCAGGGCUUUGCAACCUGUCGCCAAAGGGCAAGAGAUUCUCCACUGUUACGGACCUCACAAGUCCAGAAUGGGGGCUGCUGAAAGACGCAGAAAGCUCCUUGCACAGUAUUUCUUCGAUUGUCAGUGCCAGGCCUGCCUGAGUGAGCUGGAAUCCAGUUCCGGAAGGGGAGUAUUGAAAUACAGUAUCUUCCGUUGCCCUACCUGCCAGGCACCACUGCAGGAGGAGAAUAGGCUCCUGUGCUGUGAGGCCUGCAAAGCGCUGAUCUAUGAAGACGACUUGCAGCAUCAGUUGUGGGAACUCCGGCAAAUGACCAAGACGGCCCAGGACAUGCUUGAAAUGGGCCAACCAGAUCAAUCACUGAAGCUGCUGCUGAGAUGCAGGUCAGAAGCUCAAAGAUUCCUCUGUCCAGAGCACUUGAUGGUGGGCGAGAUAGAGGAUCACUUGGCAAAAGCAUACGCGGCCCUGGGGAAAUGGCAGACGGCAGCAGGGCACCUGCGUAGCAGCAUACAGGCCGUAGAAGCCCGUUAUGGGCCCUCCAGCGUGGAAGUGGGUCAGGAGCUCUUCAAGUUGGCACAAGUCCUCUUUAAUGGACGUGCCGUGCCAGAAGCCCUAACCGUUGUUGAGAAGGCUGAAAGGAUCCUGUCUGUGCAUUUGGGUCUUCAGAACUCCCAGGUCCAAGAGCUGCACAUGAUGAAAGCCUUCCUCGAAGAAGCGCUGUAUGCCUUUGUUGCAUCUGGAAGGUCAUGGUCAUCGCCGGGAAACCUGCACACCAUGCAUUAAGGCUCAGCCCAGGGAAUGGAGCAGGAGUGGGACACACACACCCCUUGUCAAUUCUUAGGGCAGAUACGCUGUUGCACGUGGACUCAAAGAGAGAAUCACAUCAAAAAGAGACACCAGGCAGUCACUGUGAUGCUGCAUGGCAAAACACCACAUUCCUUUGUUUGUUCCCAGAAGCCACAGAGUUUCCUCAAGAACAGUGACGACUGCAGCCUUCAGAUAUGUGGAGGAUGACAACUGGAAGAUGGGAUGUGGGGGGGGGGGGGUGGAGUCUGUUAUGCUCACAGAACUGGUGGUACCCUGAGCACUUAGUUGGGUGGCUUGGAAGGGUUGGGGGACCAUUUUUGCAGCAACAGCCAUGGGAUAGUCUGACUCUCGGGGUUGGAGGCUGAGUUCCCCCAAUCAGAAGACUAGAAGGUAUCUUUUAGACUCUAUGAUCAUCUGUCAACCAGAAGAAACUAUGCCAUGAAUGGGAGACUGCAGGUGCUGGUUUUCAUUUUGGGGUUGCCUCCCCUUCUGGCAGCAAAUCAUUGGCAGUGGCAAAGACUUAUAUCCCGCCCUGAGCCUGAGUCAACGGGGACGGCAGGAUAUAAGUCUAAUAAAUAAAUAAAUCACACAUACCCUGCAACGUACAAGGGACAGCUACUGAAAGGCUAUGUGCCUGCAUGCAUGCACACAGAUCCUGGCCCAUUGGACACUGGUGCACCCUUGGGAUUUGGUAGAGAAUGUUGCAUUUAUUGCCCUUAAGGUCACUCUGGAUGCUACAGGUGAUGCAAAAGACACAACAAAAUAAAGAGAAUUGUUGCCCAUACCCACA